AUGUCUCACCAGUCGCCAGCAGCAGCCGCCAGGCUAGCGAUUGUGCGCAUCCUUCUGAUCAUCUCCUAUGAUCUUGUUUUGGGGUUCUUCAGCUUGGUGAUCCACACCUUCUUCAGAGACAUUAAGACUCGUGGCUCGUUCAACAUCCCCAAGAGAGGGCCCGUGGUGUUCGUGAUUGCACCCCACCACAACCAGUUCGUCGACGGUUUGGUGGUGAUGUCCAAAGUGUGGGAGCACUCAGGUAGAAGAAUCGCCUUUUUGAUUGCAAACAAAUCGUACAAACGGGGUGCAGUUGGCGCUUUUGCCCGCUUAUGCAGUGCUAUUCCCGUGGAGAGAGCCCAGGACAUCUUGACUUCUGGCUCUGGCACCAUCACCUUCGACGGUACCAGCGUGACUGGCUCUGGCACCAAGUUCACCCAGGAGUGCGAGAUCAAGGGCUUGAUUGGAUUGCCCAACUCGAUGGGCAACUCACCCAUCGCCAGCAUCGAGGACGACACCCACUUAACCUUGAAGGCACCGCUUUCGUCCAUCAACCCCAAGCAUCAGAGCAAAAUCGAGCUUCUCUCCAAAGAAGGCACCUCGUUCAAGGUCGCUCCCCACAUUGACAACAACAUCGUCUUCCAGAACGUGUUUAGCCACUUGCAAAAAGGCAGGGUUUUGGGCAUUUUCCCCGAGGGAGGCUCUCACGACCGUCCGGACUUGCUCCCAUUGAAACCUGGGGUUGCGAUUAUGGCCUUGGGUGCAAUUGCCUCGCAGUUGAAGGACGGUGUCGAGGACAUCGAACCAGUCACGGUUGUUCCCGUGGGAAUGAACUACUUCCAUCCCAACAAAUUUAGAUCCAGAGUGGUCCUUGAUUUCGGCAAACCCAUCGAGGUGGGCGCGGAAAUGGGCAAGAAAUACAACGAGAACUCUCGAGAUGCCGUGGGAAAGCUAUUGGAAACCAUUACUUUGGGAUUGAAGGAGGUGACAGUUACGUGUCCCGACUACGAGACUCUCAUAGCAGUACAGGCCGCCAGACGGUUGUAUACCUCGCACUCCAGGUCUACCAUUCCCUUGCCCAUGGUGGUAGAGUUGAAUCGUCGCUUGGUGAAAGGAUACACGCUCUAUGCCGAGGACCCAGACGUGAAAGAAUUGAAAACGAUGGUAUCACAGUACGACCGUGAAUUGACUCGGCUCGGGAUCCGCGACCACCAGGUGGAGUCGCUAGACAGGGCCAACAGACUCAAGGUGUUUAUUCUCUUCACAGAACGGUUGUUCAAGUUUGGGCUUUUCAUGGGGUUGAGCUUGCCAGGAAUAUUCCUUUUCAGUCCGGUUUUCAUCACUGCCAGGCGAAUCUCGCGGAAGAAAGCCAAGGAAGCGUUGGCUGCGUCGGUGGUCAAGAUCUCUGCCAAAGACGUGUUGAGCACUUGGAAGAUCAUGGUUGCUUUGGUGUUGGCACCAGCCCUUUACAUCUUCUACUCGGUGAUCGGAACCGUCUUGAUUGUGCGGCUGGAAGUGGUCCCUAGCGACACUUGGGGCCUCAAAGUGCUCAUCUUCUUAUUCUGCUACGGGUGGGCAGUGUUGACCACAUACGCAUCGCUCAGAGUGGGCGAAAUUGGCGUGGACUACUACAAGUCGUUGGCACCACUCUUCGUGUCGAUUCUCAGUCACCACAGUCAGCAGUUCCACAUCAAGCAGUUGAAGGAGACACGAGCCGAGCUCAGCGAGCGGGUCAACGAGUUCUGCGAAAAGUAUGGCCCCGAGCUCUUUGACGACUACGGAAUCGUGCAAGGGUUGGCGCACAAGCAACGCGAGCAGGACGAUGAGUCUAUUCGCAGCCAGAUGUCGGAGGCAUCGGAUGAUGCAUUCAGUUUGAACAAUUUGGGCGACGUUCCUAUUUUCUCCAAUUUGCUAGACACCGCGACUCGAUUGUCCAGAAACUUGUACGAUGAGGACGCGAACGUGAGCGAAGUUGGCGAUGCUAUCGAAGACAGUGACGGGCACCCAGAAGAAGCCAAGGCGUCUCUGUUGCGGCAGCGGAUAUUGCGCACCACCAAGAGUAGUUUGCAGAAUAAGGAUUAA
Molecule: messenger RNA, 2061 nt
Organism: Suhomyces tanzawaensis NRRL Y-17324
Lineage: Eukaryota; Fungi; Ascomycota; Pichiomycetes; Serinales; Debaryomycetaceae
Gene: SCT2
Product: bifunctional glycerol-3-phosphate/glycerone-phosphate O-acyltransferase
Exons: 1
Coding region: 1-2061 (686 amino acids)
Biological process (GO): phospholipid biosynthetic process
Cellular component (GO): endoplasmic reticulum membrane
Molecular function (GO): glycerol-3-phosphate O-acyltransferase activity; glycerone-phosphate O-acyltransferase activity
Source: RefSeq, a predicted model, not a curated record